This is a messenger RNA of Aspergillus welwitschiae, 338 nucleotides long. RefSeq lists its product as uncharacterized. Bases 109 to 327 code for a protein of 72 amino acids. The transcript has a single exon. Lineage: Eukaryota; Fungi; Ascomycota; Eurotiomycetes; Eurotiales; Aspergillaceae. The record is from RefSeq and is a predicted model, not a curated record.
GACGAAUUAAGCGAUACGGGACAAGAGACUUACUUUCCUCCUACUACUUACUACUUACUACUUACUCUGUAUGGCCUUGUUGACUGAUAUCACCUACUGUUUGAUGUGAUGCGUUUUCUGUCUUCAUUUCCUAUUCUACAUUUGUGUACUUUUCUUCAUGUGAUCUUAUUUUACCUUUAUUUUUUUCUUUCUUUCUUACUAUCCUUAUUCUACAUUUCCCCUUUUCCCUUUAUUUUGUUCAUUUCAGCGUGUGCGGUAAUUUCGUCUCUUAGCAUAUCUGAUUGUUUAUCAUUAAUACCCGGGUUGCAGCUGAAAUUGAGGAUGUGAUUGAACUGUGG